CCAAAACAAGAAGAUAACAAAAUGAUUCCACUGAAUCAAGAGAAAUAAGCUAAGUUUGGCUAGUAAGGUACUAGCACGUUUUAAUCUAGCUAUCUGCUAAUCUCAUCAUUUAUAAAGCUAAUUAAGCUAGAAAAAACCGUUAUCAAAUGCAAAGUUAUUAUGCAGCAGUCCAUGAUGAUGAUGAUAAUCAACAUCAUGAUCAUUGUUAUGGGUAUUAAGAUGAUGAUGGUGAUCAUUAAGACCCGCCAUUAUCCCCCGCGGUUUGACCUCAGCAAGAUCGAACAAUCCAGACGUCCCAUUCACAGCAAAAAGCGUAGAAGUAGCGUUGACCGCGUCAACGAUCUUCUCCAUCUGAACAGCCACACUUUUCCUAAGCUCAUCCAUGCAAUUCCGAAGCUGAUCCAGAUCACCCAACCCUAGCUCCUCGAUCGGACUUUCCCACCAAAAUUUCCUCUCUGUCCUCUCUUUUCGCACUCCGUCAAGCGUCUCCCCUCUCUUCCUCUCUUCCUCCACCUCCGCCAGCAUCCGCGAGAGCUGCACGUUCAUCUCGCGGACGCUCGCAUUCCGGUGGGCCUCCACAAGAUGGUGCCCCACCGGAACAUUUAUGAUCACCGGGUCUCCACGGGAGAGAAACCGGUCGAUGAUGGGUUCCACGUGCGGGUGCCCGAACGAGAAUACUUUCCCGGCUGGCGAGAAGACGAUGAUGGCGACUUCGACGCCGCAUAAGAUGCAGAGCUCGCUGGCUUUCUUGAACAGUCCGGACCGCCGCUUUGAGAAGGUGACUUGGAGGUUUAACUCAUUCCACACAUGCUCGGUGGAUUUUAGGCAAGGAAAGCAUCGACAGGCUACAUACCGAAUUGUUGCAGAUCUUGUUUCUCAUAAGUACUUGGAUGCUUCUAGAAAACCGUAUGUACCAUACGAGAUACGUGCUAACAUGAGUGUCAUGCAUGACAUCUCCAUGUCAUACAAGAAGUCUUGGAAAGCUCAAAAGACUGCAAUGCAAAAACCAUUCGGAUCAGAUGCCGAGUCAUAUCAACUUUUAACUUCGAUGGCCUAUAUGCUUGACAAAGCAAAUCCACAUUCUGAUUUUUCUCUUAUUAGAGACGAUGAUGAUGUCUUCCGUUAUUUUUUCAUGUCUUUUGCACCUUGGAUGGAAUCAUGGAAGUUUUGCAGACCUAUUCUAAUUGUAGAUGGAUCAUUUUUGAAGGCAUACUACAAAGGAACACUUCUCACAGCUUGUGCCCAAGAUGCCAACAACCACAUUGUUCCAUUGGCCUUUGGAAUUUGUGAUACCGAGUCUAAAGAGUCUUGGCUUUGGUUUUUUUCUAAAUUGUCUGAAUCUCUAACAUUUCAUGAGGAUAUGCACAUUCUAUCUGACAGGCAUAAAGGUAUACUUAGUGCCGCUAAACGGAUCUUCCCUCAUGCUAGCCAUGGCUAUUGUGUUGAGCACUUGUGUCGUAAUAUGAUCUCAAAAUUUAAGGGAAAUGCCACUGAUUUAGGUUGGAAAUUCAAGGCUGCAUAUAAGGCUGCAACAAUCAAGGAAUUUGAGGAAUAUAUGGCCUUGUUGGAUUCUCAAGAAGUUCGUAUACGCCCUUGGCUUGAAAAAAUUGGCACUCACAAGUGGGCAAAGUGUAUGUGUGGUACAAGGCGUUAUGAUGUGAUGACUUCCAAUUGCGCAGAAUCAAUGAACAACGUCAAUGUUUCUGCCAGGGAGUGUUGUAUUGCCAAGCUUAUUGACUUUAUUAGAAAAAGGAUGCAAAGUGGUUCGUUGAAAGAAAGGAAAGCGCUGAAAACACUCAAACUAUUUUGACAAACAAAAGGGAGAAGCAUCUGGUUGAUCUUCAAAGACAAGCUGCUAAGUUGAAGCCCACAUCAUAUUUUGAGUUUGAAGUUGUUGAUAGGCAUUGUCGCUCCUUUGUAGUGGAUCUUCAAACUCGAACAUGCACGUGUGGAGAGUUUCAACUCAAUCAUUUUGUCUGCAUUUAUGCGGUUGCUGCUAUAGGUCUUCGUCCUCGUGAAUCUUGUUACGAUUAUAUUUACCCAUAUUACACACGAGAUUAUUGGCUUUCUACAUGGAAUGGUGUUAUGCACCCUAUCUGUGAUAGAGAAUCUUGGUUGGUGCCUUCUAAUAUAUCCACUAUUCAAUGUAAACCUCCAGCCUGUUUGAAAAGACCACCUGGUCAUCCCAAGAAGUCAAGAAUACCUUCUAUUGGUGAGCAUCGUGGGAGUAAAUGACAAAAAUGUUCUAGGUGCAACAUACUUGGUCAUAAUAAGAAGACUUGUCGCAAUCCUAUUCGAG
Cuscuta europaea is the source of this 2299-nucleotide messenger RNA. NCBI's taxonomy places the organism in Eukaryota, Viridiplantae, Streptophyta, Magnoliopsida, Solanales, Convolvulaceae. The record is from the annotation of a GenBank genome assembly.